This is a messenger RNA of Drosophila ficusphila, 1876 nucleotides long. Its product is annotated as slit homolog 2 protein. NCBI's taxonomy places the organism in Eukaryota, Metazoa, Arthropoda, Insecta, Diptera, Drosophilidae. The record is from RefSeq and is a predicted model, not a curated record. Gene Ontology annotation, molecular function: protein binding. Bases 200 to 1804 code for a protein of 534 amino acids. The transcript is spliced from 2 exons.
UUAAAAUGAAUCAUUUAUUUGGUACAUGAACAAAUCGAUUUUGAUUGGGCAAAAACCAUCACUAACUGACCAGCUGACCCGGUCAAUUCGCUUAAACCGGCUCUCCAAGAGUAAUGAAACGAGUUUGUUCUGAUUAAAAAUAAACACAAAUUAUCGCAAUGCGUUCAGAUCAAGUUAGGCUUCCUUUUCAGUUGCAAAAAUGCAGGCGUUGCGAGUUCUGAUCGCUCUUCUUGUGGCCGGAGCCCUUGGAAAGGAUCUGCAGGAGUGCGAGGAUCUAGGAAAGGGCCAUCACAUCUGCAAGGAGAUCGAGAGCUUUGAGCAACUUAAUCGCUAUGUGGGAGCAGACUGGCGAAGUGUAAAGGUGGUGAAUGAGCACACUGGGAUCGAAAGAGCAAAAGAUGCGGAGUUACCAGCACUUUCCCAGCUUCUGAACUUGGAUCUAUCCGAAUCCGGAGGCGUGACUUUGGCUGGAAAGGGUCUGCAGGAUUUCAGGUCUCUGCAGCAACUGAAUCUCACCCGUUGCAAGUUGGAGUUGCUGCAGGGUCAGCAGUUUCCCAACAACUCACAGUUGUUGAAUCUCGACGUGAGCUUCAACGAUUUACUGGUUAUCAAUAAAAGUCAAAUGAGAAACCUCGCCAACUUGAAGUACGCCAACUUUUCCGAAAACCUCAUAGCUGAUAUAGAACCCGAUUCCUUCAAGGAAAUGAAGAAUCUUGUUUUUCUGGAUCUAACCACCAAUUAUCAGGAGAACGUGACAAUUGGCGAGAAUGCGAACCUGAGAUACUUAUCCAUAAGUAACAAUAAUAUGAGAGAUUUCCAAUGGUUUCGAAUGCAGGGAUUACCCAAGUUGGAGGAACUGCACCUGCACAGCAAUUGGCUGGAAGUCCUGGACAAGGGAAUAUUUAACUCACUACCCAACUUGAAGGUCUUGAAUGUUUCCAACAAUAAUUUGUAUGAGAUCAAGAGAGCUCUCUUCAUGGGACCCAGCCAAGUGGCUCCGCUGGAGCUGCUCGAUUACAGUUCGAAUAAUGUAAAGAUCCUGAGGGAUUCGGUCUUUCGCAAACUCGGCAAUCUCAAGACCCUCAACUUGUGGCUCAACCAGAUCGACAAAAUCCACCCAAGAGCUUUUCUAGGACUGAGUUCCUUGCAAUCGCUUCAACUGUUUGGCAACAAAAUCUCUGUUCUUCCGGAAGGAUUGUUUGAAAAUCUAACGGCUUUGGAGAUUCUUGACUUGAGUCGGAAUAAUAUCAAAUAUAUAGGAAUAAAUGUCUUCGGAGAGACCAUUCUUCGUAACCUUACCUACCUGGAUUUGAGCAAUAACCUUAUUUCGGAAAUGCAUCCUUCGGCUCUUUCUUCACUGCCUUUUAUCAAGGAACUCAAACUGAGAAGGAACAAAUUGAUCAGCCUGGAUCUUCGUAUGUUUGCUCCCCUUCGAAAAUUGGAAUUACUGACGAUCGGGGAAAAUCGCCUGGAGGAGAUCCAGUCGGAAGUUCUGGACACCUUCGAGCACAUCUUUCACCUGGAAAUCCACAACAAUCGACUCACCUUCUUGCCGGAUCUCAAGGCUUCGGAAAAUCUUCAGCAACUGCGGUACAUUAGUUUGGAGGGAAAUCCCUGGCAGUGUCUGUGUCUGGAUGAGAUCACCGCCUGGUUGAAUAUACGUCAAGUGGGAUACGCUCGUCCCAGCAGCGCCUAUUUCAGUGGAAAGAAACCCCUUUGUGUUCUAACGACCAUGGAGCAGUGCAUUCGGGAUUUGAAUGAAGUUAAGUCCCAGGGAAUCGUCGAAAGCUACGAGAAAAUAUAAAAAGACUUCAUAAAUUCUGUAUUUCAACAAGUAUUCACCAUUUUAAUUAUAUCCCCGAUAUUACCUAUUUAC